AUGGAGGAACCAACUUACGACUCAAGCCGCCCAAUGCCAUCCCUCGAGAUUGUCUACUCGUACAAACUGGUCGGCAUCCCGAACAAAACAGUCGUCAGUCUGCGUGUCGAAUUCCCACCGAACGGAUCCACUCCGCCGCAUCGUCAUGGAGGUGCAAACGUUUCCGCAUAUGUUCUCAAAGGAACGCUUCUAAAUAAAAUGAACGACGAGCCGAUGAAAACGAUUCAAGAGGGUGGAAGUUGGUUCGAGGCGCCGGGAUGUCAUCAUCGCAUCAGCGAUAACGCUAGCAAGACCGAGCCGGCGACGCUCAUUGCUACCAUAAUCACGGAUACUGAGGCAUUCGAGAGGGAUGGAAUGGGGGCUCUCAUCCAAAUUGAUCAGGAAUAUUUGAAAUAA
This is a messenger RNA of Penicillium paradoxum, 396 nucleotides long. RefSeq names its product cupin domain-containing protein. Lineage: Eukaryota; Fungi; Ascomycota; Eurotiomycetes; Eurotiales; Aspergillaceae. Bases 1 to 396 code for a protein of 131 amino acids. The transcript is spliced from 2 exons. The record is from RefSeq and is a predicted model, not a curated record.